Molecule: messenger RNA, 6831 nt
Organism: Entelurus aequoreus (snake pipefish)
Lineage: Eukaryota; Metazoa; Chordata; Actinopteri; Syngnathiformes; Syngnathidae
Product: 6-phosphofructo-2-kinase/fructose-2,6-bisphosphatase 2-like
Exons: 17
Coding region: 400-2007 (535 amino acids)
Biological process (GO): fructose metabolic process; fructose 2,6-bisphosphate metabolic process
Cellular component (GO): cytosol
Molecular function (GO): ATP binding; fructose-2,6-bisphosphate 2-phosphatase activity; 6-phosphofructo-2-kinase activity
Source: RefSeq, a predicted model, not a curated record
UGUUAAUCCUUCUCAAUAGCCUCCCUUUUGGACGUUUCGAAUUGCAGCGCAACAGAGGACGUUUCUGUCAAAAACGUCUCCUUGCGUCAAUCGUAGACAUAGAGCCUCCAUUGGCUGCAUCAUGACGGAGCACGGCGGAACAUGAGUACACAACAACUUUCAAACGGAUGCAGUAAUGGUGCCAUCAUGAUCUUGACCAGACUUCACUUCCUGGCAAGAACCUGAGAAGAAGCCGAUAACGUCCGAGAAGAAGAGGAAGGUGUUACCAACUGAUGGCUGUAUUUAUCGAAGGAAAAACGAACAUUGCCUGACACCUGCUGACGUUUGAGGGAGAUGUUGACCGCGUCUUGACAGUGACAUUGGGAGCAACAAGCGAGCACCACAGAGAGCUGACCCGCCAUGGCUGCCAGGCACCAGAAACAAGCAGACACCUUAGACGGUGCCAUGGAGUCCAAAAGGACAGACCUACGAGCCAAGGAGAAAAAGUGCUCUUGGGCCUCCUACAUGACCAAUUCGCCAACUGUGAUUGUGAUGAUUGGGUUGCCUGCUCGAGGGAAAACCUACAUGUCCAAGAAGCUGACACGCUACCUCAACUGGAUUGGUGUACCGACUAAGGUAUUCAACCUCGGAGUUUAUAGGAGAGAAGCUGUGAAGUCGUACAAGUCGUAUGACUUUUUCAGACAUGACAACGAAGAAGCCAUGGAAAUUAGAAAACAGUGCGCUUUAGUGGCACUGCAGGAUGUUAAGGCCUAUCUGAGCGAGGAAGGAGGGCAGAUUGCUGUUUUUGAUGCAACCAACACCACUAGAGAGAGGCGGGAGCUUAUCCUGAAUUUUGCAAAGAAUCAGGCAUACAAGGUGUUCUUUGUCGAAUCAAUAUGUGAUGAUCCAGAUGUUAUUGCUGCAAACAUCCUGGACGUAAAGGUGUCCAGUCCAGACUACCCAGAGAGGGACAGGGAAAGUGUCAUGGAAGAUUUUCUCAAGAGAAUAGAGUGUUAUAAAGUAACUUAUCAACCUUUGGAUCCAGAUGAACACGACAAGAAUUUGUCAUUCAUUCAAGUUAUCAACGUUGGCCGCCGUUUUCUGGUCAACAGGGUUCAGGAUUAUAUUCAGAGUAAAAUUGUCUACUACCUCAUGAACAUCCACGUUCACUCUCACUCCAUCUACCUCUGUCGGCAUGGAGAGAGCCAUCACAAUCAGCAAGGACGCAUCGGCGGAGACUCUGAGCUCUCAGACCGAGGGAAAGAGUUUUCAGCCGCAUUGAGAGGUUUCGUAGAAGAACAUCGUCUGUCAGACCUGAAAGUGUGGACCAGUCAGCUGAGGCGCACCAUUCAAACUGCCGAGGAACUAAGUGUUCCCUACGAGCAGUGGAAGAUCCUCAACGAGAUUGAUGCUGGAGUGUGUGAAGAGAUGACCUACAAAAUGAUUGAAGAAACAUACCCGGAUGAGUACGCCAUGAGGUACCAGGACAAGUACCACUACCGCUAUCCUGGAGGAGAAUCCUACCAGGACCUGGUCCAGCGACUGGAGCCUGUUAUCAUGGAGCUGGAGCGACAGGGCAAUGUGCUGGUCAUUUGUCAUCAGGCUGUCAUGCGCUGCCUGCUUGCCUACUUUCUAGACAAGAGUGCAGACGAUCUUCCAUACUUGAAGUGUCCCCUCCACACUGUGCUCAAACUCACCCCUGUGGCUUAUGGUUGUAAAGUGGAUAUGUUUGACCUGAAGGUGGAGGCUGUCAACACUCACAGGGACAGACCAUUAAUUAAAGUGCGAGGAGACGCUACGCCAGCUUUCUACCGCAGGAACAGCUUCACGCCGCUGUCCAGCCAUGACCAGAUCAAGCGGCCACGCCUUUACAGCAUGGGCAACCCUCCACAGCCUCGUAUGUCCCACGCUCCCGCUUUAUCCAGCAUGCAAUUUUUGGAGGCAUCUGAGGGCGUGGAGCAGCAAGAAAGUGAGGACUCGUUGAAUGGUAUUAAUGCUACAGACAAGGACAACUGUACAGGCAUUUAAAGAAAAUUUGCUUCCAUCUAGUUUUGAAGUACCAGUAGAAAGGAAAAAACAAGUUGCCACUAUAUAUCAGACUUAUAACACCAAAAGUUUUUUAAGUUUGCAAGUAAAUAGAUAUGUUUAAAAUAGUAUCAAUCUCACUGAGAUUUGAGAGCCAUUUUGAGAGAUAAUGAGUAUGCCAGUCACGUGAUCUGUGACGUAGAGGUAGAAACCACAUAUCCCUGCCCCACCAACAACAAUGCAAAUAAUGCAGACUUUGUGAGAGCCUACAACGAUUACUUUGUGAAAAAUGAUGAUCAGAACCGUAUCAUUUUUAGCCUGAAUAUAUGGAGGAUAAGCUACAAGUUUUAGAAGUUGUGUGCUAAACCUAUCAAGCUUUAGUGAAACACUAAACAUCUUGUAGCCGUAUUGCUAAGUGCUUCACAAGAAAUACAGAUUACGAACAUAAUAAAAUUAUUACUUACGGUACAUUGUCUGCUGUCACUGCAAUGAUGACUGAUAGGAUCUUCAUAUCGUCCCGUUUAGAUGAAGAAUUAUAAUUAAUCUUGAUCCACACGAACGGUUCCUGUCUGCAGACGCUAUCUGCAGGCAGACGCUAUCUUCAGUUGGCAUGUCGUUGUCUCCGUCUCCGAGUAUGAAGUGAAUGUCACAGUUGAACAAUUUCCAGAUUUAUAGCUAAAUCCUCCUAUUAUCCAGAUGAGAGGCAUGAUUUAUAAUCUAGAACAACUUUGACGAGCCCAGAGGCGAUGCAGCAGCAGCAACAACAGUAGCAGGACACCUGCCAGCUCAAUGCUGCAGCUUAAGCUAAUAGUUAGCUCUCUGUUAUCAAUGCCCCGAUAAAAAAAAGGUUGUCUUUGUUAGCGCUUAUAAUAACAAUAUCGCUAAUAUUUGGUAAAUAUUCAGGUUACGUUAUAUAAUUAGAGUAUUGUUGGCGGGUAUUAUUAUGAGGGCUUUGUGAGUGGAAUAGAGAGCCCCCGUUGACUCAAUUGUUAGAGGAGUUUUUAUUUAUUUAUUUAUGAAACAUGUGUUCAUGUUUUACAUAGGGAUUGUGAAUGAUAUACCUCAUGUCUCUUUCUAACUUUGGCAUAUUUCCAAUGUGGAUAUGGUCAGAGUGCGGAAGUGUUCCCAUCGUGACGUCAUCCCACCCCGAAUCGACGGAAAUGGCAGAAAACAUUCGGAGCGGAAUAUUCAAAAUGCCUGUCUGAAAUUGUGAUAUUUUGUGAUGUUUAGACUGUACUUUCACAUACUUGUCGGAUUGAAAAUACAAUUGGAUAUGGUUCAAUUGAUAAAACGAUAAGACAAAGUCAGCUUGUUUUCCCAUUUUACUGGUACUUUAAGGGACACCAAUGCCCCAGCUUUUCUUCAUGUAUGCACUUCUUCCUGCAAGGAUUCUGCAUUUUAAAACCUCCUUAGCACUCUAUUAGUUGAUCUUAAUAAUGUUGCAUGUGGUGAGUCCAUAUCACUGUACAAAUCUGUCACAAAAAAGGCUCAAUCCAUUAAUUGUUUUUAACUUAUACUGUUAAUUGUAUUGCUGCAGUAACACACUGAUCGUGUCAAAGUGUAGUUGUACACAUGAGUUGAAAUCAGAAUCAGCUUUAUUGGCCAAGUUAAGUAUAUUUAACACAAUUAAUUUUACUCUGUAGGCUGCUCUCUUUGUUCACUGUUAACAAAAACUAUUAAUAAAAAAAAUUAACUAAAACUAUAAACAAGUAUUUAAAUAACAUGUGCAAGACUAAUACAUAAUAUUGCACAGUGGUGAAUAGAGCAAAGAGCAAAACGAUGAUAACUCCAACAUGAGUUAGUACAGUCACAGUGACAGAAUAAUUCCAGAGUUAUUUCACAGUGUUCAUCAGAUUGAUAGCCUGGGGAACAAAACUGUUCUUACGACGGAUUGUUUUGGCGUACUGUGAUGUGUAACCCCUGCCAGAGGGAAGGAGUUUGAAUAGUUUGUGACCAGGGUGUGUGGGGUCUGCAGUGAUGCUACCUGCCCAUUUCCUGACCCCGGACUGGUAUAAGUCAUGAAAGGAUGAAGGUUGACAACAAUGAUUUUUUUUUGCAGUCCUAAUUGUCCAUUGUCCAGUUUGGUUGCAAAUCCAAACCACAUAGUGAUGGAAGUGCACAGGACAGACUGAAUGAUAAGGGUGUAGAACUUGAUCAGCAGCUCCUAUGGCAGGUUGAACUCCUUGAGCUGAUGCAGGAAGUACAUCCUCUGCUGUGCCUUCUUUCUGAUUGUGUUUAUUUGGGAUGUCCACUUCAGGUUUCGCUGUGCUGUUCAGAGUAGUUCAGAGUUCUCCUUAAGUCCACUGUCAUCUCCACAAUCUUGGGGAAGUUCAGCUCCAGAUGGUUCUGACUGCACCAGAGAGCCAGCUGUUCCACUUCCAGUUUGUAGGCAGACUUGUCGCCGUCCUGUAUAAGACCGAUGACAGUGGUGGUGUCUACAAAUUCAGGCCCGGCCCUAACCAAUCUGGCGCCCUAGGCAAGAUUUUAGGUGGCGCCCCCCCACAUCGGCAGUGAAGUGUAUAUACUCACAAAAAACCGAAUAGCUUUGUCUUUGACCUUCUUUUUUUUUACUUAAAGAAAGCAAAUUAACAAUCAGAAUAGUUAACAAGAUUAAAAAAAAUAUGAAUAAAUAAAUGAAUACAAAAAAUAAAAAAAUAAUAUCUAACAAUCAAUUUAUUGUCAUCAUUACAGUGAAAUGCUGAAUGGCAGAAUGCAAAGUAACAGUAUAAAAUAUUAUAUGAAAAUGUUAUGUUAUGAUUAUCUUUAACCGAAUCACAGCAGUGCUCAAAUUAAAAAACAGCAUUCCCUCUCAUGUAAUAUUGCUUAAUUAACAUUAAUGAUGUGCACUUUAACAACUAGACUUACAACUAUACCUAAUAUAUAAAGGGGUGGGAAAGUGACUAUUACCUGCAUGGCAAACAUUAGCUAACCAGAAGGCAAUAACAAUGUAAACAAAAAACACCUGCUUAAAAGAUCUAAUACAAAUGUCUCUGAGGAAUGUAAGGUGGGAGUACUGUAAUUACCUAACGUUACAUUAUUAUUUUCCAUAACAAUUUAGCCCCCUCCACAAUGUUAACCCGACGUUAAAACAGAACUAGCUAUUUAUUGAUUAGCAAUUGCCGAAUCAUGUAAUAUUAGCUUAAUGCUAAAAAGCCAGUUUACUAUCACAUUCUGUAACAGACAAAUAAUUUCAUGUAGACUAACGUUACCUACCUGCUACCUCUGUCUUUUUCUCGUUUCUCCUCUUCUUUUCUCUUUUUUCUUCCCUGGGCACCUGACAGUUUUGGCCGUUUUGACAUCUUGUGUUGUUUUUUUGAUGAGGUGACGUCCAAAAAGAGUCAUGAUACGGGAAGGGAGGUGGGGGCGUAAUGUUGUAACAAAUAAUAUUUCUAUUAAAUAGGCUUUACUUUGCAUUUUAAUUAACGUGGGAUUAUUUUUUGUAUUUAGAAAUAAUAGUAACAACUAUUUUUUCUUUUUUUUUUUUCUCCAACAUUUGUGGCACUGGCAUGGUGCCCCCUGAUGGACGGCGCCCUUAGCAUUUGCCUAUACGGCCUAUGCCACGGGCCGGCCCUGUGCAAAUUUCAAGAGUUUCACCGAAGGAUCCCCUGUGGACACUGUUGAGGGAGAAGAGCAAUAGGGAGAGAACAUACUCAUGGGGCGCGCCAGUGCUGAUUGUCCGGGUGCUGGAUGUGAUGCUCCUCAGCCUUACCUGCUGCCUACUGUCAGUCAGGAAGUUAUCCACUGACAUGUGGAGGCUGGCAAUGUGAGCUGGGUGAGUUUACAGUGCAGUAUAUUCUGGAUGAUGGUGUUAAAUGCAGAGCUGAAGUCCAUGAACAGGAUCCUAGCGUGGGUCCCUGGGGAGUCAAGGUGAUGCAGUAUGUAGUUCAGUCCCAUUUGACUGCAUCCUCCACCCACCUGUUUGCCACAUAGGCAAACUGCAGGAGGUCCAGUAGGGGGCCAGUGAUAUCCUUCAGAUUAUGUGUCUCUUUCCUUGGUUUGUCUCUGUCAUCUUACACCACAUUCUCUCUAGUGGUGGGCAGGCUCAAGAGGAAAGCUGUAGAUUUGCACAUUGAUUUACAGUAGCUGUUCACGUGUGUUUUGGCUUGAUCCUGACUUGUAGUCUUCAUUAAUGAAAAAACAAAUGUAGAAUGUCUCGAUAAUACUUUAGGGGAAACAUGUAAAAGAGGGUCUUGUGUUCGUAAACCCUCAGAGAGCUUUAAGCCUUACAAUGUAACACAAUUCUGCAUCUAAUAGUCAUAUUUUCCAUGUGAGAAGAAAUAGGUUUUGCCUUCAACUGUGACAGAUUGAUUUUUUUUUCACUUUCACAAAGUCUGAUUGAAACUGUCCUAAAGCAAGAAUUGUAUUGUUUUUUAAUGAAAUCUUAGUUUAGAGGGGUCAUAUGAUGAUUUUUUUUCUACGUUUAAAACACUUCCUUGUGGUCGACAUAUCAUGUAAUGGUGUUUUUUUGGUCAGAAUUUUGCAUCAGCAGUCUUAUGUACAUGCCUCCAUUUCAACAACGACUUGCCAUGUUGUAGUUUUUAGCGCUUCCAUAGCAAGGCUAAUGACAGAUAUAAGUUUGAACUGUACGCUACUUUUUAUUAGAAAUGGCAACGGCAACUAUAACGCGCAAAGCACUGGGUAAAUUUGUACCAUUAGAUUUUGUUGGGAUCUUUUUGUGUGCCUUUUUAGUGAUAUUUAAUCACUCCCAAAGAAUCACACAUAUUUGCAUGUUUUUGUAUUUAUCUCAGAGCACCAGUGUCAAAUAUAAAUGAAUGUAUUAUUUCAUUCAAUUUAAACAAUAUCACAUUAAAUUGUACAUUUCCCCUA